CACCGACCCUAAGCAUGAGCCCAUGCGCUUCUCACUCUUACCCCUCACCAUCGUCGCGCUCGUUGCGCCGUUCAUCGACGCGCAGCAAGCGCCACUAAGUCCCCACGCCACAGCGACGACCCUCGUCGACGCACUUAACGCUGAUCCGGACUAUACUUCCCUCCUCAAGCUCCUCCAGCGCGCGCGCCUCAUCCCGACGCUCAACCGCCUCAAUGGCAGUACCCUCUUCGCACCGACGAACGAUGCCAUUGAGAAGCACAGGCUAUGGAAUACGUACCUGGACAACGGAGACGAUCUGGUAGACAACGUCAGGGAGGAACUACGCCAGCAGCUGUUCUACCACCUGCUGAACUACUCGCUCCCUGUGCCAGAGGAAGACCGGAUACUCGUCAUGAAGACCCUGCACUACCCUCACUCCCCCACUGAGCACCCCACGCCACAACCACCCCCAAGUCCGCCCUGGAUGCCUGUCCCUAACGGCACCCUGGGCCACGAGCCGCAGCGCCUGCGCCUCGCGGCCCACGGCGAAGAGGCGCUUGUUGGCGUUGACGCGUCUGGAAAGGGUGGUGCCUCCGUAGUCAAGGGCAGGGUCGACGCAGGGAACGGCAUACUGCUCGGCAUCGACGACGUCCUCGAGCCACCGAAGCGCUUAGCCGACGUCAUCCCCACUAAGGAUUCUAUAUCGUACUGGAACAAGAUAAUGACGCCCGAGAUCACUGUGCUGCUUAACAACACCGACGAGCUGACGGUCUUCCUGCCGCGCGAUGAUGCAUGGGAUUCCCUCGACAAGCUGGAGAGGCUAUACCUCGAGAGCGAGUACGCGACCGAUGACCUACUGAGGAUCCUGAACAUGCACGCUGUAGUCCAGGAUGGUGUGAAGUGGUCCGACUCGUUCGAGCCUGCGACAAACCUCACCACCCUCGACGGAUCCACACUCGAAAUCGUCGUCGCACCCGAGAAGACGAUGGUUGGCUCCGCACAACUUGUCCACCCUGACAUCUACGCCGCAAAUGGUGUCGCCCACAUCGUUGACGGCCUGCUCAUCCCGCCAAACUCCCUGCAGAUCACCCCUGAGAAGUACUUGCUCGCACUCAACUGCAGCAAAUUCAUCUCGCUCCUUCAUUCUGUCAACCUGACUGGCCUAGUUAAUGACACGGAAGCCAAGUACACCAUUCUUGCACCACAGGACGAUGUCAUCUCCCUUUUGAAGGACGAUGAUGAGCUUCCUGAGCCUGGUACGGAGGAGCUGAAGAACAUGUUGAGAUAUCACUUCCUCCCCGGCCGUUGGACCCCGAAGAAGCUCAAGGACGGCAUGCUUCUGGAGACUGCGCUCGAGGAGGAGGGUCUGGACGGCGGUCGGCAGGUGCUGAGCGUCGAAGUCAGCGAGGACGACAUCCAGGCCGACAAGCACCAGAGCAUCCGCUUCGGCGGUGCAAAGGUGCUUGGAGAAUACAUCGAAGUCAACAACACCCUCAUCUACUUCGUCUCUCGCCCCGUCACCCCGCCCGUCGACGCGCUUUCCGCCGCCCUACCCUCCCUCGACCUCAGCAGCUUCCUCGCCGCCGUCUUCUCCACCAACCUUGCCGACGUCCUCAAGGCCACGCCGCGCACCACCAUCCUCAUGCCGCACAACGCUGCCUUCAAGCGCCUCGGCGCCCUCGUCUCUGCGCAUCUCCUCUCCCAAGGCGCUGCUUCCAAGGCCGACCUCGAGCAGAUCAUAUUGCAUCAUACGCUGGAUAGCGUGCAAUACGCGGGCGAUCUGGACAAGGGGGCGCAGCACACGUACUCGACGCUGCAGGGGUCGGAUGUGGAUUUGGUGAGGGAGGAGAAUGGGACUUUGAGUCUGAGGCCAAGCGGCGGGUGGCCUGGGAUGCGGGCGACGGUGUAUCCCAAGGACACGCUGACCAAGACGGGUGUUGUACAUGAAUUGAGCGACUUGUUAUUCCCGCGGUCGGUGCACUUGACGCUACCCAAGCUCAUCAAGGCGGCUCAAGGAAGCACGAUGAGCACGCUGAUCAGCAAGGCUGGCAUGGACUGGGUCCUCAAUGGCACUGCGCCCCCGGAGGGUAGCCCUUGGGCAGAUAGGGUUCCCGAGGGUGCGACUUGGACAAUCCUCUGUCCGACCGACGACGCCUUCAAGUCGGUCAACCUCACAGAGCGGUAUGCGAAUAUUGAGGACCUCCAGAAGACCGUCGAGCAGCACCUCAUCUGGAUACCUACCUCCAAGCUCGAUGCUGAUGCCCCACCCAUUGAGAACCGCCCCAUCUCACUCGAUGACGAUCCCGAAUACCCCACCCUUCGUGGGCGCGACUCUGACUUUGAGGAGGGUGGAAUCACGUUCAAGAAGCAGGGCGACGACGACGAAGGCACUGGGUACGACGUCGGCAUUCUGGGCGCAAGAGCUUGCCAGGGGACGGACUCUGCGCGCGUCCUGGCGUGGGGAAGGACAACUGGCGGGCUGGGCGGCGGUGUUAUACAGAUCAAUCGCUUGCUCGAGCCGUGCGAGGUGCCGUGGCUGCUGAAGUACGGUCCGCCGGUAUUUGUGGGCGUGCUGGGUGUGGCUGCAAUCUGUGCUUUCUUCUUGGGUGUCCGUUGGGUUUGGCAACGCGACGUGACUGAGGCGACAUACGAGCCUGUUGGUGGAUUUGACAGGUCGGACGAGGAAGCAUAGACAAUGAACAUGUAUACUUUCUUCUCGAAGUUCUCAACGUCUCGGUCUGAAUCAUCCAUAUCCUACGUACAAUUUACAUAUCCUCGCACCAUCCUUUGAUUAUUUUCUGGCAGACAACUGACCUUGUAGCAAUAUAAUAUAACCGUGAAUUAUGUAUAUGCAUAUUGCGAGUGAUUUUC
Schizophyllum commune H4-8 is the source of this 2850-nucleotide messenger RNA. Its product is annotated as FAS1 domain-containing protein. The transcript has 9 exons. The record is from RefSeq and is a predicted model, not a curated record. Bases 23 to 2671 code for a protein of 882 amino acids. Lineage: Eukaryota; Fungi; Basidiomycota; Agaricomycetes; Agaricales; Schizophyllaceae.